Rubroshorea leprosula is the source of this 1631-nucleotide messenger RNA. The record is from the annotation of a GenBank genome assembly. Lineage: Eukaryota; Viridiplantae; Streptophyta; Magnoliopsida; Malvales; Dipterocarpaceae.
CCCAUCAAAUUUAGCAUCCUGGUGUCUCCAGGCUGCAGCAUUGAGAAUGGAGAGGACCUGCUGGCUCUUGGCUUUUGUGCUCUUGCUGCAGGUACUACUAACAGAAGCUGCUAUCAGUGUGGGUGGUGGGAUUGGCGUCAACAUUGGCAAUGGUGGUGGAAGGGUUUGGAUUGGUGGGGGAGUCAAUGUUCCACCUCCAUCUGGGUCUUCGAGAUCAGACCUCAACAGUGCUUACUCUGCUCUGCAGGCAUGGAAAUCGGCGAUUACAGAGGACCCAUUGAUGAUUAUGAAGACAUGGGUUGGCUCCGAUGUGUGUUCUUACAGAGGAGUUUUUUGCGCAGAUGCUCAAGAUGGAAUGGGUCCAUUUGUUUCCGGCGUGGAUCUCAACUACGCAAAUCUCCGAGGAACUCUUGUUGAGGAACUGUCUCUGCUCACGGACAUGUCUCUUCUCCACCUCAACAGCAACAGGUUUGCCGGCACAGUUCCGGACACUUUCAAGGACCUCUUAGCUCUUCAAGAGUUAGACCUCAGUAACAACCAGUUCUCGGGUCCAUUCCCGAUAGUAACCUUGUACAUUCCUAAUCUCGUUUACUUAGACCUCCGAUUCAACAGUUUCACCGGCCCACUGCCGGGGGAUCUCUUCAACAAGAAACUCGAUGCAAUUUUUCUCAACAACAACCAGUUUGGGGGUCAAAUUCCAUACAAUCUGGGUAAUUCUCCGGCUUCUGUGAUCAAUUUGGCCAACAACAAGUUUACAGGAAACAUUCCGUCGAGUUUGGGCUUCAUGAGUUCUAAAUUAAAGGAGAUUCUAUUUCUGAACAACCAGUUAACCGGCUGCAUUCCAGAGGGGAUUGGAUUGUUCACAGAGAUGCAGGUUUUUGAUGUGAGCUACAACUCGCUCAUGGGUCAUUUGCCGGACACAAUAUCCUGCCUGAACGAAAUAGAGGUUCUCAAUUUAGCACACAACCGGCUAUCUGGGGUGCUGCCAGAACUGGUCUGUUCCCUGAGGAGCCUGGUGAAUUUGACUGUGGCCUACAAUUUCCUUUCUGGGUUUAGCCAGGAUUGCACCAAGCUGAUUUUCAGGAAUGUGGGGUUUGAUUUCUCCUCCAAUUGCAUUCCAGGGAGGCAAAUGCAAAGACCACAGCCCGAAUGCUCUGGAAUUCCCGGCAUUGGGUUGAAUUGCCUGAGAAUCCCUGGAGGUCAGCCUCUAAUUUGUGGGGCACUGAUGGGGAACAUGGAGGCUAAUCUAAGCUCAACACCUUCAUCUCCAUGAGAAAGCACAUCGGUAGCAGUGUACCACAGGUUAGUGAUGGCUAUAUCACAUUUACUAAUAGCAGUUAUGAGCUAGAGCUUCCACAGUCCUCUUUUUGGGUCUACUAUAUCUGUCUUUCAAAGGAUAAGACAAUCCCAAGCUACUGGAGAAAAAAAUUUAUGAGUCUAUCUGCCGGUCUAAAUUCUACUAUAUCAUUACAAAGACAAUAAUUUGCAACUUGCAUUGCCAUGCCUAUGUGGUCCAACCGUCCAAGGCUUAAAUCCUGUUUGGCCUAACUGAGUUACUGAAGUGUAUGUAGAAAGUAGAUACUUUCCAAGAAUUUGUAGAUAUCUAAAGUUAAUAAUUUCCAUUAAACUAA